GACUCUCUGUGGCGACCAUGAGCAGCGACGGUGAGAUGGCAAUCUUCGGGCCAGCCUCCCAGUACCUCCGAAAAUCUGAACGGGAAAGGACGGAGGCGCAGGCUCGGCCUUUUGACAGCAAAACGGCCUGUUUUGUCAGUGAGGACAAGGAGGUGUACGUAAAAGCCACCAUCCAGGACAAGGCGGAUGGAAAAGUCAACGUCAAGACGGAAGACGACAGGACAUUGACCGUGCAGGAGGAUCAAGUAUUCCCCAUGAAUCCUCCCAAGUUCGACAAGAUCGAGGACAUGGUCAUGAUGACGCAUCUCCACGAGCCGGCCGUGCUCUUCAACUUGAAGGAGCGCUACGCCGCCUGGAUGAUCUACACGUACUCUGGUCUUUUCUGCGUGACCGUCAACCCUUACAAAUGGCUGCCGGUCUACAACCCAGAGGUGGUCCAGGCCUACCGAGGAAAGAAAAGGAUGGAAGUUCCGCCUCACAUCUUCGCCUUAUCCGAUAACGCCUACCAGUUCAUGCUGACAGAUCGUGAAAACCAGUCCAUCCUCAUCACCGGCGAAUCUGGCGCAGGAAAGACGGUCAACACCAAGCGAGUCAUUCAGUACUUUGCCACCAUCGCUGUGUCUGCGGACAAGAAGAAGGAGAACAACAGCAAAAUGAAGGGAACCCUGGAGGACCAGAUCAUCCAGGCCAACCCUCUGCUGGAAGCCUUUGGCAACGCCAAAACUGUGAGGAACGACAACUCUUCUCGCUUUGGUAAAUUCAUCCGAAUACACUUUGGCGCAACUGGCAAACUGGCAUCGGCAGAUAUCGAAACAUAUCUGUUGGAGAAGUCCAGAGUGUCCUUCCAGCUGGGCGCCGAGAGGAGCUAUCACAUCUUCUAUCAGCUGACCUGCAACAAGAAGCCCGAACUCAUCGACCUGCUUCUCAUCACCACCAACCCUUACGACUUUGCCUUCAUCAGCCACGGCGAGAUAAGCGUGAAAAGCAUAGAUGACGCUGAGGAGUUGAUGGCCACGGACGAGGCCUUCGACAUUCUGGGUUUCACCCUGGAUGAAAAAAUGUCCAUCUACAAGCUGACAGGAGCUGUGAUGCAUUACGGGAACAUGAAGUUCAAGCAGAAACAGCGAGAAGAACAGGCAGAACCGGAGGGCACUGAAGAGGCUGACAAGGCGGCAUAUCUAAUGGGUCUGAACUCUGCCGACCUUCUGAAGAAUCUCUGUUACCCGCGCGUGAAGGUGGGCAACGAGUACGUCACCAAGGGACAAAAUGUGCAGCAGGUCUACAACUCCAUUGGCGCAUUGGCGAAAUCUGUUUACGAGAAGAUGUUCCUGUGGAUGGUGCAGCGCAUCAACCAGCAGCUGGACACCAAGCAGCCCAGGCAACACUUUAUCGGCGUUCUCGACAUUGCUGGAUUUGAAAUCUUUGAUUUCAACAGCAUGGAACAGCUCUGCAUCAACUUCACCAAUGAGAAACUGCAGCAGUUUUUCAACCACCACAUGUUUGUGCUGGAGCAAGAAGAGUACAAGAAGGAAGGCAUCGACUGGGAGUUCAUCGACUUUGGCAUGGACCUGGCAGCCUGCAUUGAGCUCAUUGAGAAGCCAAUGGGCAUCUUCUCCAUUUUGGAAGAGGAGUGCAUGUUCCCAAAGUCAAGCGACGUAACCUUCAAGAACAAACUUUACGACCAACACCUGGGCAAGAACAGCUGCUUCCUGAAGCCCAAAGUGGUCAAGGGCAAGCCAGAAGCUCACUUUUCACUGAUGCAUUACGCCGGCAUGGUGGACUACAACAUCAGCGGCUGGCUGGAGAAGAACAAGGACCCGCUGAACGAAUCCGUAGUACAGCUGUACCAGAAGUCGUCAGUCAAGAUCCUCGCAAUGCUUUAUGUCACAUAUUCUGGAACAGAUGAUGCACCAGCUGGAGGAGGCAAGAAAGUGUCCAAGAAGAAGGGAGCAUCUUUCCAAACGGUGUCAGCGUUGUUCAGGGAGAAUCUCGGGAAGCUCAUGACGAACCUAAGGACCACUCAUCCUCACUUUGUGAGAUGCCUCAUUCCGAAUGAGACGAAAACUCCAGGCAUUAUGGAGAACCACCUGGUCCUCCACCAGCUACGCUGCAACGGUGUGCUGGAAGGCAUCCGCAUCUGUCGGAAAGGAUUUCCGAGCAGGAUUCUGUACGGAGACUUCAAGCAAAGAUACAGGAUCCUAAAUGCUAGUGCUGUUCCAGAAGGACAAUUCAUAGAUAACAAGAAAGCAGCAGAGAAACUUCUGGGCUCCAUUGACGUGGACCACACACAGUACAAGUUUGGGCACACAAAGGUGUUCUUUAAAGCUGGCCUCCUGGGAGCUCUGGAGGAAAUGAGGGAUGAACGGUUAGCUCAGGUUGUGAUGUCCACUCAGGCAAUGUGUCGUGGAUUUCUCAUCCGGCUGGAGUAUCAAGAGAUGAUGGCCAGGAAGGAGGCCAUUUACACCAUCCAGUACAAUUUCCGUUCCUUCGUGAAUGUCAAACACUGGCCGUGGAUGAAGCUGUACUUUAAACUCAAGCCACUGCUCAAGAGCGCAGAGGCCGAGAAGGAAAUGGCCCAAAUGAAAGUGGACUUCACAAAGCUCAAAGAAGAUUUGGCCAAGUCAGAAAACCGACGGCGGGAGAUUGAAGAAAAGAUGGUCUCAGUUGUGCAAGAACGUAACGAUCUUCUUCUCCAAGUCCAGGCGGAGUCUGACAACCUGCUGGAUGCUGAGGAACGCUGUGAGGGACUCAUCAAGAGCAAGAUCCAAUUGGAGGCCAAGCUGAAUGAAGUGAUGGAGAGACUGGAGGACGAGGAGGAGCUGAACGCCGAGCUAACGGCAAAGAAACGAAAGCUUGAAGAUGAGAGUUCCGAGCUGAAGAGGGACAUUGAUGACCUAGAACUGACCUUAGCCAAAUUGGAGAAGGAGAAACACGCCGUGGAAAACAAGGUGAAAAACCUGACAGAGGAGAUCAUGAGUCAGGAUGACACCAUUACAAAACUGGCCAAGGAGAAAAAAGCCCUGCAAGAAGCCCAUCAGCAAACACUGGAUGACCUGCAGGCCGAGGAGGAGAAGGUCAACAUCCUCAGCAAGACCAAAGCAAAGUUAGAGCAGCAGGUUGACGAGUUGGAAGGCGCGCUGGAACAGGAGAAGAAGAUCCGGGUGGACCAGGAAAGAGCCAAGAGGAGGUUGGAGGGUGACCUCAAACUCUCCCAGGAAUCGAUCAUGGAUCUGGAAAAUGAAAAACAGCAGCUGGAUGAGAAGCUGAGAAAGAAAGACUUUGAGGUGUCGCAGCUUCAGACAAAGGUGGAGAAUGAACAAGCUCUCGGGUCACAGCUGCAGAAAAAAAUCAAAGAGAUCCAGGCCCGAUGUGAAGAGCUGGAGGAGGAAAUGGAGGCUGAGCGUGCUGCUCGAGCCAAAGUGGAGAGGCAGAGGUCGGACAUGUCCCGGGAGCUGGAGGACAUCACUGAGAGACUGGAGGAGGCUGGAGCGUCCAUCGCCACUCAUGUGGAGGCUAACAAGAAACAAGAGGUUGAGUUCCUUAAACUGCGUAGAGAACUGGAGGAGCGGUCAAUGCAGCAUGAGGCCACGUCUGCCGCCCUGCGCAAGAAGCACGCAGACAGCGUAGCCGAGUUGGGGGAGCAGCUGGACAACAUCCAGAGGGUCCGACAGAAACUGGAGAAAGAGAAGAGUGAGCUGAAACUAGAGAUGGAUGACCUGUCCAGUAAUCUGGAGAGUGUGGCGAAAGCCAAGAUUAAUCUGGAGAAAAUGUGCCGCUCGCUUGAAGAUCAACUCAGCGAGGUCAAAGCUAAAGAGGAGGAGCAGCAGAGGCUGCUAAAUGACGUGUCCAGCCAAAACACUCGACUGCAGACAGAAAAUGUUGAAAUGUCCCGUCAGCUGGAGGAGAAAGCCGUGCUCCUGUCUCAUCUCACUCGGGGUAAGCAAGGAUUCCUCCAGCAGAUUGACGAGCUAAAGAGACUCAACGAAGAGGAGGUCAAGGCCAAGAACGCCCUGGCACACGUGUUGCAGUCCGCGCAACAUGACUGUGAGCUUCUGAGAGAGCAGUAUGAGGAGGAGCAGGAAGCCAAGGCCGAGCUCCAUCGCUGUCUCUCCAAGGCCAACAGUGACGUGGCCCAGUGGAGAAACAAAUACGAGACAGACGCUAUCCAGCGGAAUGAGGAGCUGGAAGAAGCAAAGAAGAAGCUAGCACUGCGUCUGCAGGAAGCAGAGGAAGCAGUGGAGGCAGUCAACUCCAAGUGUUCAUCUCUGGAGAAGACAAAGCAGCGACUGCAGGGAGAAGUGGAGGACCUGAUGAUGGACAUGGAGAGGUCCAACGCCGCCGCCGCCAUCGUGGACAAGAAGCAGAGGAAUUUUGAUAAGGUUCUUGCUGAGUGGAAGCAGAAGUAUGAGGAGGGUCAGACGGAACUGGAGUCAGCGCUCAAAGAAGUGCACUCUUUGGGCACCGACAACUUCAAGAUGAAGAAUGCUUUUGAAGAAUGUCUGGAACAGCUGGAGACUUUCAAGCGGGAAAAUAAGAACCUUCAACAGGAGAUAGUGGAUCUCACUGAGCAGCUGGGAGAAAUGGGGAAAAACAUCCAUGACCUGGAAAAAUCCAGAAAACAGGCUGAACAGGAAAAGUUGGAAGCGCAGACAUCCCUGGAGGAAGCUGAGGCCUCCUUGGAACAUGAGGAAUCCAAGAUUCUGAGAGUCCAGCUGGAACUCAACCAGGUGAAGAGUGAAGUGGACAAGAAGAUCGCGGAGAAGGACGAAGAGCUGGAUCAGAUGAAGAGAAACAGCCAACGGAUCAUCGACACCAUUCAGACCAACUUGGAUGCCGAAGUGAGGAGUCGAAAUGACGCGCUGAGAGUGAAGAAGAAAAUGGAGGGAGACCUCAACGAGAUGGAGAUCCAGCUGAGCCAUGCCAACAGGCAGGCAGCCGAGGCUCAGAAACAGCUGAGGAACGUGCAAGUUCAGCUCAAGGAUGUUCAGAUUCAGAUGGACGAUGUCCUGAGAAGUAAUGAGGACAUUAAGGAGCAGGUCGCUAUGGCGGAACGCAGGAGCAAUCUGGUGCAGGCAGAAAUCGAGGAAGUCCGAGCUGCCCUGGAACAAACGGAGAGGAGCCGCAAAUUGGCUGAGCAGGAGCUGCUCGACGCCGGCGAGAGAGUUCAGCUGCUCCACUCUCAGAACACCGGUCUGCUCAAUAUCCGCAAAAAGUUGGAGGCUGACCUGUCUCAGAUUCAAGGAGAGAUGGACGAUAUCGCCCAAACAGCCCGGAAUGCAGAGGACAAGGCUAAGAAGGCCAUCACCGAUGCCGCCAUGAUGGCUGAGGAGCUGAAGAAAGAGCAAGACACGAGCGCUCACCUGGAGAGGAUGAAAAAGAACGUGGAAACUACUGUCAAGGACCUGCAGCAGCGUCUGGAUGAGGCCGAGAGUCUCGCCAUGAAAGGCGGGAAGAAGCAGCUCCAGAAACUUGAAGCCAGGGUGCGAGAGCUGGAAAAUGAGUUGGAGGCGGAGCAAAGACACGGUUCCGAGGCUGUGAAAGGGGCACGGAAGCUGGAACGCAAGAUGAAGGAGCUCACUUAUCAGUCAGAGGAGGAAAAGAAGACGGCCAUGAGGCUGCAGGAGCUGGUGGGCAAACUCCAGCUGAAGGUCAAAGUGUACAAGAGGCAGGCUGAAGAGGCGGAGGAGCAAGCCAACGCUUACAUGACCAAACUGAGAAAGGUGCAGCAUGAGUUGGAGGAGGCCGAGGCAAGAGCUGACAUCGCAGAAUCCCAGCUCAACAAGAUGAAAGUCAAGAGUCGGGAUAUGACCAAGAGCAAAGACGGCAGGGAGUAGUCAUCAUUGGCAACCACCUUGAAGACAACGUGUGCUGUGAACCACUGUAAAAGCCUGCGAAAUACUCUGAAAAUAAUAUUUAGAUACACGUUUGAAGCCAGUGUGUAUACAAAGUCAUUCUACAUUAAAUCAGUUAAAAUUGAGACUGCGUCAAAAACACAAACAACCAAUAUAUAGUGAAUUAUUUUUCGUUUCCAAAAAGUCCAUAGUCUUUAUAAUCAGAACACCAAUUAAACAUAUUGCUGGCGUUGAUUGGAAGAGUAGUACCUCCAAAAUCAUCACUUUUCAGGUGAGAAAAAAAAACCAGUAUGAACAUUUUAUUGGCUAUUUUCCACAAUUUAAAUUGGUCAAACAUUUCUAAAAAUAACAUAAUAUAGAUUUGUGAAAAAAAAAAUCAAACCAAAUUAUGAGAUGUUUUGAGCCGCCACCAGCAAUAACUAAUUUGGAUACCCUGAAAUACCAAAUAAAUUGUUCAUUUUUUGAAGAUUUCAAGUCUUAUAUUUAUUGGCUUGUCAAAACUUGACUAAUCAAAUUAAAUUAUCUGAAUUAUAAUAUUUAUCCAUUGUGAACAACUAAAACAGCUGCUGGGAUGUCAGAUUUAUGUGAUGAUACCAGGUGCUUAUCUUGAUACUAUUUUGGAGGCUAUGAUAUAAAGGUCCCAAUUACACAGUGGCUUUAAACACAAUGCUUAUAUUCAGUAGUGGAUGUAUGUUGCCCUAAUUGCAAUAAAGUCUGUGAAAAAUA
Messenger RNA from Hippocampus comes (tiger tail seahorse), 6578 nucleotides. Its product is annotated as myosin-2-like. The transcript has 39 exons. The record is from RefSeq and is a predicted model, not a curated record. Gene Ontology annotation, molecular function: microfilament motor activity; actin filament binding; ATP binding. Gene Ontology annotation, cellular component: cytoplasm; myosin filament; myosin II complex. NCBI's taxonomy places the organism in Eukaryota, Metazoa, Chordata, Actinopteri, Syngnathiformes, Syngnathidae. Bases 18 to 5834 code for a protein of 1938 amino acids.